GAAAUAAUCAUAAAUGAAUGAAAAAGAUGAUUUGUAUAUGCUCUAGUCUCAAGAUGCCUUUGGAAAAGAGGAUUAUAGACUUACAAACUAAACAGGAUGUACAGAACACUCCAAAUCUUAAUCAUUAUGCUUUGAUUAAGUCAUACUAGGAUCUAGUUAAAUUUUAAAUAUUCCUGACUUAUUAAUGGAUAAGUAUUAAUCAAUUUGGAAGUAAGUUUUGCUUUUAUUUUAUAGAAAAAAAAUCAUAAUAAUUCAAUCUCACUACAAAGGACAUUUACAAAGAAAAAAAUAUAAAAAUAUGAAAAAAUGGGCAAAAUACAGAAAAAAUGUUUAUUUAGAGUUGAUAAUGACAGAAAAAGAUUAUUUAACUGAUUUAAAGUCUAUCAUUCAUAACGUUAUGAUUGCAGCAGAAUAAUUUUAGUUAUUACCAGAAAAUGAGAUAUAAAUAACUUUUAGUAAUCUGAAUUAAAUUUACAAUUUCAAUUAGAUGUUUUAUAGGGAUAUCUAGUGUAAGAUUUAAUAUUUAUUUUAGAAUAAUUUUCUAAUUAUCAUCCUAAUUAAUGUUUCGGAAAUGUAUUGGAAAGGUUUAUUCCUUAUUUUAAAAUUUACUUCAAAUAUUAUUAUGAGUACAAGGAUUAUUAAAUUACGAACUUAAGAUAAGCUUAUCCAGCCUUUGAUGAUCAUUUGAACAAACUAGAACAAGGAAAUUUAUUUAGAGGAUGUGAUUUAAAUUCAUUUUUAAUCAAACCUGUACAAAGACUACCAAAAUACGCCUUAUUAUUAAAAGAUUUAGUUAAACACACUUGGAAAACCCAUCCUGAUUAUGAUAAACUAAUAAAAACCCUUUAGACAUUUAAUUCAGUUACAGGUCAAAUAGACAAAUAAAUGGGGAGGUAAAAUUAUUUAUUUACUUUAAGUAUUCUAAGAAAUUAGGCUCUAUUUGAUUUGCAGAAAAAGUUCUUCGAUGUUUUGUCUGAGAACAUUGUCGAAUCAACUAGAAAUUUUAUUUUAACAGAACCAAUCUACCAAUUAAGACAAGGUCAAGAAGAACUUGUACAGCUUUACUUGUGUAGUGAUUUGAUAGUGCUGUCAAAAAAAACGGAGGUUAGUGAAUAGAGAAUAAAUGAAAGAUUAUUAGAAUAUUGUUAUCUCACUGAAAAAUGCUAUUUAGAAGAUGAAAACAUUGACAAUUUACUAUUGACAGUGUCUAUUUAGGAUAAAGAUGAGAAAUUUAUUUUCCUAUGUUAAGAUUUUGAAUAAAAACAAAGAUUAUCAUAAGAGUUUUUUUAAAUCAUCUUGAUGAGACAAGCAAGUUAUUUCUCUCAAACUAUUUCGAUUUAAUAAGCAUAAAAGAAUCAGCCUAUUAGGGUUUUUGUAACUUCGAUAUCGAGAGGGUAAUCUAGAAUGCCAUUUAAAACCUUUGCUAAAUAUAAUCUUUCAGUAAUAAAAAUCUUAAUUUUAGGUUGUUUUAGAUAAAAAAGAGCACACAACUUGGACUAGACAUAAAAUUUUAUUGAGAAUUUAAAAUGCUCUAAAGAAAUAAUAUAAAAAAGAAUAUUUAGACGAAAGGGAUAAUAAUAUUCUAUUUUAAGAUUACAUUGAGAAAAAACUAAAUAAAUAAAAUAGUGAUGGAAGAAAAGUUAUCGUUGAAACUUUUAUAGAGACUCUUUUAAACUCUUGUUACGUAAAAUCUGCACCAGAAAGGUACCUUGAAUUGCUCGGGCUCCCAUUGGGAUUUUAUUCAAACAAUCAGAAUGUUAAUUAAUCGAAAUCUACAAUAGUAGAUUCGGAAUCAUCAAAAUCAAGUUAGGAUUCUUGAAAUAAAUACACAAUUUUCUAUUUAUA
Molecule: messenger RNA, 1845 nt
Organism: Paramecium octaurelia
Lineage: Eukaryota; Ciliophora; Oligohymenophorea; Peniculida; Parameciidae
Source: the annotation of a GenBank genome assembly